AUGAAAUGGAGCAGGUAUAAAGACCAAAAGACUUCAUUUAUCUUAAACCAGAGAGCCGAGUUGCUUGGGUAUUAUGCUAAGCUAAAGCGUGACAUAAUUCAGAAGAGCGGAACGGAAACUAUCAUCUGGAAGCGUCACGAUAAUGGUACGCUAACAAAAGUACAACUACGCAAUCAACGUGAAGCAGAAAUCGUCGGAAGCUAUCCCUGGAGGGUGGCUCAUGGACUGACGCCGCCGCGUCAAUCAUUUGCUUCCAUCAACAUGCACGGCACAUUACAUCUUGACUCCAUGACUAUAUUGAUACCAUAUAUCGGACUCAAAAUAGUUAACUCGAUUUCUGCCGCUCUAGAAGACCAGAUAUGCUUCAAUCUUUACAGAUUCCUACGCGAUUCUCCAGCAGAGUCUGUGUUGAGUUUUUGUUCUAUGAUACCUGGCACCAGAUGGCCGCAAUUAAAUAAUGUGUGGAUGCAAUUUAUUACUACUUUUGUAACCAAAAAAUACGAUUUUAGUUCACAGGAAUUCCGCUACGCGGAGGACCAACAAAAUUCCCCUGCGUCUCCUACAUAUGAUAGCGAUGCUGAUCCCGAAUUUGUUCCAGACACUGAAAGUGAAUCAGAGGAAGAACCCAAAAGAAACAUUCCCAAACAAAAACAGGAAAUGGAGAAUGAACCGCCAUUGAUUUGUGCUGGUGAAGGCGAAUCUGCAGAGCCCUCUAGACACGCAGCAUCGAAGAAAUAUAAACGCCAGACCGAUAUGUGUUACUUCUGUGAGACGGACGUACAGAACUUUGUACGCCAUCUGCGAAGGAACCAUUUAUGCGAAACAAAAGUUCAGGAAAUAUUUUCACAUCAAAAGAAUUCUGUAGAAAGGAGAAAAUUACUUGCAAUUUUGAAGAAAAAAAGGCAAUUUCAUAAAAAAUUCAGAAGAGUGCGUCAAACCUGUGAAGAAGGCUCGUUCACCAAGUGCAUCUUUUCUUCCGUGCGGAAAUUGUCUUGGAUUCUACAGAUCAAAGUUUUUAUACAGACACAAAAAAAAGUGCUUGGAAGGUCAGUCAGCAAAAAAUGCUCAAUCUGAAGCGCAGAAUCUUCUCGUAAAAAAUAAAAGAAUUGACCAAAGAUUGAAAGUCGAAGUCUUUCCCAGAAUGAGAGCGGACAAAAUAUCUCUUGAGGCUAAAAAUGAUUAUCUUAUUUGUGCCUAUGGUGCUAGAUAUUUGAAAACCCAUAGAGAAAAGCAUUUUAUCAAUGUAACGAGUAGAAAAAUGAGAGAGCUUUCCAGAAUAUUACUAGAAUUGAAAAAACUGGAGCCAACAAUACACAAUCUGUUUGAUGCCCUGAAACCGAAGCACUAUGACCAACUAGUUGAAGCUACAAAAUCAGUAGCAAACUACGAUACUGUUAAUGACACAUUUGAUUCUCCCACAUUUGCCAUGAAUAUAAGUACCGCACUGAAACAGUGUUGUGACAUUGCAAUACACAUGGUUAUAAAAAAUGAACCAUCAGUUGAAACAGCUACUUAUGAAGCUAGCCUCAAAACGAUGAUUAAUUUGCUGCAAUCAAAUUGGAGAUUUGAUGUCUCUGGCCGCGCUGGCAAUGAUUUGAACUUGAAAAAAUUCAAUAAGGUGACUAUUGUGCCAUUAGCAACAGACCUUAGGCUUUUAAAAAACUACUUGUUGUUGAAAGCAGGAGAGGCAGUGAACAGGUUGGCUAGAAAUGCUGCUGAUGCGAACGCUUACACUACUCUGCUGGAGACAGUUUAUUGCAGGGUAAUACUACUAAAUAGAAGGAUGCAAAGGAUGUUUCUUCGCACUUAUGAGAGUUCUGAAAUUAAAAGUGGCGCCUAUGAAGAAUUUGAAGAAGUCAUUACCGAGGCGGAAAAACUACUGAUAAAAAAUCUGAAAAGAGUUGUGAUACGAGGUAAAAGAGGCCGUGGUGUACCGGUACUGUUCAGCCACGAUAUACAGCUUCAUGUCAAAGAAUUACUCAAAGUGAGGAAUAAUUUUGUCCCAAAAGAAAAUCCUUACUUUUUUGGCAAACCACGGCUCACCGGGCCAAUUCAGGGAUAUAAAGUAAUUGCAAAAUAUGCUCAUGCUUGUGGAGCAAAAAAUCCUCAAGCAAUUACUUGUACCAGGCUUAGAAAACACCUUGCAACAUUGAGUCAACUAUUUAGUUUAAACGAAAAUGAAAUCGAACAGUUGUCCAAUUUCAUGGGACAUACACCUGGGGUACAUAAAGACGCAUAUAGGCUACCCGACGAUUUGUACCAGACCGCGAAAAUUUCAAAAUUGCUAAUUCUGAUGGAAAAAGGACAAGCUGGUGAAAAUAAAGGGAAAGGAUUAGAGGAAAUAACAGUGGACUUAGAAGAAGAUCUAUUAGAGGAGAACGGGUGUGAUGACGAGGAUGGAGAAGAUAUGGAAAAGGAAGAAGAGGAUCAGGAUGAAAAAGAAAUAAGAGAAAUGUUAUCUAAUAAAACAGUAGUGUCAGAGCAAAAAGGAAAGAAAAUGGAAUUACCUGUGGCUGUCAAUAAGAAAAAGCGUAUUCUUACACCGUGGACUAGUGCACAGAAGCAAGCAGUAACAUUCUUCUUUAAUAAGAACAUAAAGAUGAAAAAAGCUCCAAAAAGAAAGGACUGUGAAGAAAUUAAAAGUUUAUACCCCGAGUUGCUAGCCAAUAAAGACUGGCUAAAGAUUAAAGUUUUUAUACAAAAUGCGUAUUCAAAAAGAAGCAAAUAAGUUGUAAAAUGUGAAUGUGAAUGAAAAUAAAGAAAUCAAGCUCACUUGAGUUCAUUUAUUUUGACCGCUAGUUGUACUUAGACUGCUAUCAGAGGGUAUCAUUAGUAAAUGUGUGUAUUUCUUG
This is a messenger RNA of Acanthoscelides obtectus, 2852 nucleotides long. The record is from the annotation of a GenBank genome assembly. Lineage: Eukaryota; Metazoa; Arthropoda; Insecta; Coleoptera; Chrysomelidae.